Salvelinus sp. IW2-2015 is the source of this 455-nucleotide messenger RNA. The record is from RefSeq and is a predicted model, not a curated record. Lineage: Eukaryota; Metazoa; Chordata; Actinopteri; Salmoniformes; Salmonidae.
AUGCAUCUGAAUCCCUGGUCUCUGCAGCGGCCCUGUGUGCUGCUGGUGCUGACCAAGGAAAAUGCUGUGGAGGAGUGGCGGUCCAUGAUGGGCCCCACAGACCCUGGUCUGGCCCAGGUGACGGCCCCGGGGUCCCUGAGGGCCCGCUUCGCCUUAGACAUCCUCCACAACGCCCUUCACGGCUCCUCCAAUCAGGAGCAUGCCCAGGAGAAGAUACACUUCCUGUUUGGUGAUAUCAUCACCUCAGACGGAGACCUGACCAGCAAUGGGGAACUGGAUCCCACAUCGCUAGAUCUCAUGGCUUCAGACAAAUCAGGUUGUACAACUGCAGAGAGCCAUCAAGAGCAUGUUUGAAUCAGGAAGUCCAGAGAGCCAUCAAGAGCAUGUUGAUUCAGGAAGUCCAGAGAGCCAUCAAGAGCAUGUUGAUUCAGGAAGUCCAGAGAGCCAUCAAGCGC